This is a messenger RNA of Aspergillus homomorphus CBS 101889, 891 nucleotides long. RefSeq names its product monooxygenase sphC. The transcript has 2 exons. NCBI's taxonomy places the organism in Eukaryota, Fungi, Ascomycota, Eurotiomycetes, Eurotiales, Aspergillaceae. The coding region runs from base 1 to 891 and encodes 296 amino acids. The record is from RefSeq and is a predicted model, not a curated record.
AUGGCGCUUAGCAUGCCAUCAGGCCUUCGCCGCAUCCACGCCUCUGCGGGCGCCGCGAAAAUCCUUGAAAUGUUCCGCGAGGAUGGUGGUGUUAUCAUCGAAGGAUUCUUCACACCGGAGCAAGUGGCCAACAUCAACAGGGACGUUGACCCGUACCUAGCCAAGGUGAAGGUCGGCACAAACCGUGAGGGCGACUGGAUCAAGGACUUUCACGGCGAGAACACACGGCGGCUGACGAACCUGCCGACGCUCAGCCGGACCUUUCGCGAGGAGGUGCUCAACUAUGAACUGAUCCAUGAGCUGUGCGAGGCCGUCUUCCGGGUACAAUCCGGCGACUACUGGAUGUGCACAGCGCAGGUCAUCGAGAUUGGACCCAAGAGCAAGCCACAGGAGCUGCACCGCGACACGGCCGAGUUCCCCGGCUUCACCAAGCUGGGCCCCGCGAUGGACGAGAUCCAGAUCAGCUUCUUUACCUCGCUGACUGAGUUUACUGCUGAGAAUGGGGCCACGCGCGCCAUCCCCGGCAGCCACCUCUGGCCUGACUACGAGGAGCUGGGUACCGAGGAGAUGGCUGUCCCCGCCGUUAUGCAGCCCGGCGACGUUCUGUUUUUCACCGGCCGCCUGGUCCACGGCGGCGGCGAGAACCGCACAUCCGACGUCUGGCGCCGUGGCAUCUCUCUCGCCUUCCAGGCCAGCUACCUGACCCCGGAGGAGUGCUACCCCCUGAUCAUCCCGCGCCCCAUCGUCGAGAGCAUGACCCCGCUCGCUCAGAAGAUGGUCGCCUGGCGAUCCCAGUACUCCAACAGCUCCGGUGGUCUGUGGCAGAGUGAUUACGAUGAGGUUGGCAAGGCUAUUGGCCUGAAGUCCAACGUGCCCCUGCCCCCUCAGUGA